Messenger RNA from Henningerozyma blattae CBS 6284, 1194 nucleotides. RefSeq names its product proteasome regulatory particle lid subunit RPN9 (gene RPN9). Gene Ontology annotation, molecular function: structural molecule activity. Bases 1 to 1194 code for a protein of 397 amino acids. NCBI's taxonomy places the organism in Eukaryota, Fungi, Ascomycota, Saccharomycetes, Saccharomycetales, Saccharomycetaceae. The transcript has a single exon. Gene Ontology annotation, cellular component: nucleus; proteasome regulatory particle, lid subcomplex; cytosol. Gene Ontology annotation, biological process: ubiquitin-dependent protein catabolic process. The record is from RefSeq and is a predicted model, not a curated record.
AUGUCUUCUCUAAAUGAAAUUAGUACAAUCUUAAGUACUUUGCGUAUGGAAUCUGAUCCAGAAUUGGCACCGUUAUUUUAUCAAUUUGAAGAAUUUUAUACUCAAAAAUUAUACCAUCAAUUGACUCAAAGUUUAGAUAUCUUUUUUCAAGAUCCAAAAUCUGCACCAUUAAGAUUGAGGGUCUAUGACACCUUUGUUAGUAAAUUUGUUGACAAGAUUAAUCAACUAAGUGUUGUUGAGUUUUUAUUAUUGGCUUUAAAAAAUCAUCAUAAUAAUGAUGAAUCGUUGAAAUACUUGACAUUAUUAGAUGAAAAUUUCAAAGCCAUUGAUGAAAAGAAACAAAGAAAUGAUGGCUUAAAGAACCAUAAAUCUGGCAGUUUAUUAAUUUCAAUUGAAAAGGCUAGAAUUUAUCUAUUUAAAAAUGAACCAAUGAAAGCCAGAGAUUUACUAGAUGAAUUAGAACAAGUUCUAGAUAAACAAGAUACUACUCCAUUAAGAGUAACAAAUGCAUUUUAUUCUGUUAAUGCAGAUUACUAUAAAAGAAAAAACGACUUCAAUACUUUCUACUAUACAAGCUUAUUAUAUCUAUCUAGUUUACCACCUAAUGAACAAGAAAUAACUGACGUAAAUAUUAAUGAGCGUAAAGAACUGGCAUAUGAUCUAAGUGUUGCAGCAUUAUUAGGUGAUAGAAUUUAUAAUUUUGGUGAAUUAUUACAACAUCCUAUUAUCUCAGUAUUAAAAAAUGACUCUCACUAUGAAUGGCUAUUUCAUUUAUUAAAUGCUUUAAGCGUUGGUGAUUUUAAUAAAUUCGAUAAUUAUAUUAAAGUACAAAUUUCAAAUAUUCCAAUACUAGCAGAAAAUGAAUCAUUUUUAAGACAAAAAAUUUGUUUAAUGGCUCUUGUCGAAAGUGUAUUUGCCAAAAAUAUUAGAACUUUGUCAUUUGAUGAUAUUUCAAAAGCCACACAUUUAGAAUUUGAUAAUGUUGAACAUUUAAUAAUGAAAGCUAUCAGUUUAGGCUUAUUAAAAGGUAUUAUUGAUCAAGUUAACCAACUAGUUAGUAUUACAUGGGUUCAACCAAGAAUCAUAAGUGGUGACCAAAUUACAAAAAUGAAAGAUAGAUUGGUGGAAUGGGAUGAGCAAGUUACAAUUUUAGCUAAGAAAAUUGAUGCCAAAGGUAAACCACUUUGGGUUUAG